Molecule: messenger RNA, 1473 nt
Organism: Suillus fuscotomentosus
Lineage: Eukaryota; Fungi; Basidiomycota; Agaricomycetes; Boletales; Suillaceae
Product: Pre-mRNA cleavage complex II protein Clp1-domain-containing protein
Exons: 9
Coding region: 1-1473 (490 amino acids)
Biological process (GO): tRNA splicing, via endonucleolytic cleavage and ligation
Cellular component (GO): mRNA cleavage factor complex; nucleus
Molecular function (GO): ATP hydrolysis activity; polynucleotide 5'-hydroxyl-kinase activity
Source: RefSeq, a predicted model, not a curated record
AUGAAACAGUGGGUUCUUGAGCCGGAGACAGAGUAUAGGUUCGAGCUCGACCCCAAUACCUCCCUCGCAAUCAAGGUACGCAGCUCCACACCUUCUGAACCUACUCCUCAGCUGGCUCAUGGACAGGCCGAGGUCUUCGGUGCUGAACUUGCGGAAGGCAAAACAUAUCUUUUCGGGACCGAAUGCAGGGCCGCAGUUUUCACCUGGCAGGGUUGUACCUUGGAGAUAAGCCGCCCUUCCACCGAAUAUGUAUCUGAGGAAACCCCUAUGGCGGCAUAUGCGAAUGUGCACAUUGCGUUCGAGCAGAUGCGUGUCAGAGCACUCCGUGUCGUGCAUGGAUCACCCGCUUCAGAUGAUGAUGCCAAUGCUAAUGCAGAGCCACCAAGAGUCCUUGUUCUCGGUCCUGAGAACUCGGGAAAGACAACAGUAUGCAAAAUUCUGACAAAUUAUACUGUUCGAGCAGGGCAGAACUGGUCCCCUGUGUUGGUAAACGUCGAUCCGAGUGAGGGUGGUUGGGCAGUUCCUGGAGCAAUCUCGGCCGCUCCAAUUCGCAGCCCUAUAGCUACAGCAUCACCCGCCAAUCCUCUUGGCUCUGCUGCUACAUCAGCUCCUACUGCCCUCUCUUCGAAUGCGUUGAUACCGCUAAGCUAUUGGUAUGGGCAUUCAGAAACUAAACGGAACCCAGUUCUACUAGACCGACUUAUCCGAAAUCUGGGAGAAAAUAUCAGACAAAGGGAUGAUGAUGACCCGGAGGCUCGCGUGUCGGGUUUAAUUGUCGAUACUCCAUCGUCUUUUGCAUCGAGUUCUAGCAGCGCGCCAGACAACAGGCAUACGCUCAUAAAAGCAUGUGUCGAUGCUUUCAGAAUCAAUGUAAUUCUCGUGGUCGGACACGAAAAAUUGACCGUUGAAAUGCAACGGCUGUUUGGCAAUCGGUUUACAGUGGUCAAGAUACCGAAGUCAGGAGGAGUCGUCGAAUUGGACCAUGGUUAUCGGGAACGCGUGCACAAGUAUCAGUUGCACACUUACAUGUAUGGCCAAAAAAUAGACCCACCCCCUGGCAUAACCUCCGCAAUUGUUGGAGGCGAAGCGGUGGCAGACCUCGUCCUUUCGCCAUCCUCAUGUGUCAUCAAGUUUGGAGAUUUGACAAUCUAUCGCAUCGGUGCUGAGAACAUGGCUCCUUCUUCCGCAUUGCCUAUAGGUGCUGCACGCAUGUUGUCGGAGAUGCAGCCCGUGCUUGUUGAUCCUGCAUCCAGCAGCUCGGGCCUACUUAAUUCCAUCCUCGCCUUGCUUGCACCCUUCAACCCGGAUGAGUCCGAGCGCUAUGACGAAGAAAUUUUGGACCUGACUGUGGUUGGUUUCCUCGUUGUUACCAGCAUCGAUGCUCCCAACCGGAAAAUGACGAUACUCGCGCCUAACCAAGGAUCACUUGUCGGUAAGACAGCCCUUGUGGGCUCCUUUGAUUGGCAGGAAUAG